UUACACUUUUCGCUUUGGCCGUACGGGGUUGUGUUUGACUUUAAAAGUGUACUCUUUGCUUAAAAGCACUGCAAUAAAUACAACCUGAAAGAACACACUAAUAUUGCGAGUUGCAACAGCUAAUUAUCAAGUGCUUUGGUUUUUUCUGGUGCCUGGAGCAUAUUUUUUCGUCCACGUGGUACUUGUGCUGUGCUUUUUCUAACGAAAAUGGCUGCUGAUUUAACCGAUGAGGCAGUGUUGAACAAACUGUGGCGCAUUCGUAGGACUGUAUUCGAAAUGGGCCACGAUCGCGGCUUUUUGGUAACUAAGGAUGAGCUGGACCAGACGCUGCAGGAGUUCAAAGAUCUUUUCGGCGAUGCUCCGAGCGCGCAGAGGCCGAUGCGAUCCGACCUCAAUAUGCUGCUGACCCACGAUGACGACGAUACGAAUAGGAUGUUGGUGUUCUUCUUCGAUGAGCCGAAGAUCGGCGUUGCCACGGUGAAUUCCUUUACCAACCGUAUGCGGGAUGAGAACAUUCGUCACGCCAUCAUUGUGUCCCAGGCUGGCUUGACAACCGCGGCCAAGAGAGCGCUCCUAGCCUUGAAGAACAGUGACAAUUUCGAUGUGGAACAGUUUCUGGAGAUUGAGCUGAUGGUAAACAUCACUCAACACGAUCUGGUGCCGGAGCAUGUGCUGCUGACGGAUGCGGAGAAACAGGCUCUGUUCGCUAAAUACAAUCUGAAGCCGGAAUUGAUGAUGAUCCUACUGACCACCGAUCCAGUGGCUCGUUACUACGGCUUUAAGCCUGGUCAAGUGGUGAAGAUUAUCCGUUUGUCGGAGACAGCCGGUAGAUCCGCCUCCUACCGCGUGGUCCGCAAGCCCCAGUGACCGCCCCCAACCCCAUUGUGAUGUUAUUGUAAUGUAUUUCACGGACAACAUGUUUUCAGAAAUAAACUAUAACUACAUCUGUGAUCUGGAACGCAGAAGUAGGAGAAAUCUGUCUGUGUAA
Molecule: messenger RNA, 988 nt
Organism: Drosophila obscura
Lineage: Eukaryota; Metazoa; Arthropoda; Insecta; Diptera; Drosophilidae
Product: DNA-directed RNA polymerases I, II, and III subunit RPABC1-like
Exons: 2
Coding region: 208-867 (219 amino acids)
Biological process (GO): DNA-templated transcription
Cellular component (GO): RNA polymerase II, core complex; RNA polymerase I complex; RNA polymerase III complex
Molecular function (GO): DNA binding; DNA-directed RNA polymerase activity
Source: RefSeq, a predicted model, not a curated record